UUGACCAGUCUACUCAGUGUGUAUGGGUGUUUCCCUGUUAAAAUGCACAUCCAGCAUCCAUAUUGAGAGAUUCAAUUUUUGGAUGUCCCAGCUGUCAGGCACGUUGGUGUUCCUUUGGUUUGCCCAGCGACCGGGUCUCUCUGGAGAAUGGCGCCAUUAUGACGUGCAGCGAGCGCUGGUGCUUGAUUAUCGACCCACAGAUGCAGGGGAUUGUUUGGAUCAAGACCAAGGAAGCCGACAACAACCUCCAAGUCACCCGGAUGGGUAGUCCGCGCAUGGUGCAGGUCUUUGAGCAGUCCAUCGAAGCGGGACAUCCAGUCUUGGUGGAGAACAUGCUUGAAACCGUGGAUGCAGUGCUACAACCGGUGAUCGCCCGCAACACCUUGAAGCGCGGCACCAAGCGAGUCCUCAAGCUGGGAGAGAAGGAGAUCGCCUACAACCCGAAUUUCAAACUCUUUAUGCAGACCAAGCUCUCGAAUCCACAUUACCCUCCUGAGAUCCAGGCCGAAUGCACCGUGAUCAACUUCACCGUCACCGAGCAAGGCUUGGAGGAUCAGCUGCUCUUUUUGGUGGUGAAGCUGGAGCGUCCGGAUUUGGCACGCAUCAAAUCUGAACUCAUCCAACAGCAGAACGAGUUCAAGGUGCGCUUGGCAGAUUUGGAAGCCUAUCUCUUAGAGAAGCUGGCGGGAGCUGAUAGCGACAUCCUGGAGGACACCGAGCUGGUCUUUGGCUUGGAGGAUGCCAAGUUCACCUCCGAGGAAGUGAAAGAGAAGGUGAAAGUGGCACAAGAAACCGAAGGGAAGAUCAAUUUGAUCUCCCAGAACUACGGUCCCGUGGCCAAUCGCGGCGCCUUGCUUUUCUUCCUCAUGAUGGAGCUCAGCAAGAUGCACACCUUCUACAAGUACUCUUUGGAUGCUUUUGUGCAGGUGGUCACGCGGGCGGUGAACCAAGUCUCUUUGCGACAGGUCAAGGAGAAGAAGACGGAGACCCUGGGCAUCACCAGUGCGCUGAAAGACAUGGACGAGCGUGAGGAGCGGCGCGAGUCCGCUGCGCAGCUCACGACGCCGGAGCUCCAAGGCAGCGACGUCUUUGAAGGCGACCAUGUGGAAGAGGACGACGAGGUGGAGGAGAUUGUGGAGCUUUCAGGUCAAGCCUUGACAGAUCGGGUGAAGCAGCUGGAAGGAGUGGUGACCUUUGCCAUCUAUUCCUAUCUUCGUCGUGGUCUACUCGAUGCAGACAAGCUGACCGUGGCCUCCAUGUUGGCUCUCAAGAUCUUGGUCCGAUCAGGAACUGUGCAGCUCGAGGAUCUGAAUCUGUUGAUCCGAGCUCCGGUGGACCCCAAUCCCCCGCCCAUGCCGGAUACCACGCGCAGUUGGCUGAAUGAACAUCAAUGGGCACAACUCAAAGCCCUGGAGGUUCUUCCAGUCUUCAAGACCGGAUCUCACUCCUUAACCAACACCUUGGAGCAGGACUCCUUGGGAUGGAAACGAUGGUUCGCGGAAGAACGGGCAGAGUCCUCGGACCUUCCCCGCGAGUGUCGGGAGUUGUCUUCCUUCCAUCGACUCUUCUUGCUUCGAGUGCUCCGGCCCGACCGCAUCGGGGCGGCCCUCACACAGUUCGUCCAGGACCAUUUGGGACACGAGUUCAUUGAGCAAUUGCCCUUCGACAUGAUGCAGACGUAUGAAGAGUCGACCUGCCUCACUCCGAUCUUCUUCGUGCUGUUCCCAGGCACCGAUCCGACCAGCACCAUUGAGGCGACGGCGCAUUCGUUGGGCUUAAGCUUUGGCAACGGCAUGCUGCACAACAUCUCGAUGGGACAGGGCCAGGAGAUGGUUGCCAUCAAUGCUGUGACCAAGGCAGCAAGAGAUGGCCAUUGGGUGGUCCUUCAGAACAUCCACUUGAUGCAGGAGUGGCUGAAGUCCUUGGAACGGGUGCUGGAGACCAUCGAAGAGUAUGCCCAUCCAGAUUUCAGGUGCAUUUUGACCUCCGAGCCGCCGAGCGUCUUACAAGGACCACUGUGGCCGAUGGUGCCGGAAGCCAUCUUGCAGAAGUGCAUCAAGAUCGCGGACGAGGCGCCAACGGAUCUGAAGUCGAACCUGCGACGGGCCUACGCCAAGUUCUCCCAGGAACACAUCGAGGCCUGUCAGAAGCCUAAGGAGUUCAAGGCCACCCUCUUCGCGCUUUGCUUCUUCCAUUCCUUGGUCUUGGGCCGUGUGAAGUUUGGGCCACAAGGAUGGUCCAAGAAGUACCCUUUCAACGACGGCGACCUGACGAUUUGUGCGCAGGUGCUGUGCAACUACCUCAACAACGCGGAGAGGUUGGAAACGGAAGUUCCCUGGCCCGACCUCCGGUACAUCUUCGGCGAGAUCAUGUAUGGGGGCCAUAUCACGGAUCAGUGGGACAGGCGAGUGUGCAACACGUAUUUGCUGACCCUGGUGUUGCCCGAGCUGCUGACCAACAUGUCCUUGGCCCCGGGCUUCAAAUCGCCUGAUGCUUCCAAGCUGGAGUACAGCUCCUACCAAAAGUUUAUCGAAGAGCGCUUUCCUCCGGAGAUGCCGCAACUCUUUGGCUUGCAUCCCAACGCCGAGAUCGGGUUCUUGACCAGCCAGGGGAUCAACAUCUUCAAGACCGUCCAGAUGGUGUCCGGUGCAGACACUGCCGCGGCCGCCAUGGAUUUGGUUGCUUGUACUCCCCACAUCGCCAAGUACAAGGACGAUUUGCCCCAAGAUCUGGACAUGGCAGAGAUCCGCGGAAGGCUGCGAGAAGAGGAUUACACGCCAUAUGUCAUUACAUCCUUGCAGGAGAGCGAUCGGAUGAAUCUGCUGGUGGGCCACAUGCGUUUGCAACUCACAGAGUUGGAGCUGGGCAUCAGUGGUGCGUUGAACAUCACCGAGGGUAUGGAGAAUUUGUCCAGUUCCUUGCAGCUCAAUCGCGUAAACGACUCCUGGAGAGCUUUGGCAUAUCCAUCACUGAAGCCUUUGGGUGCUUGGUUCCAGGACCUCUUGAGUCGCAUGCAGCAGUUGGUGGAGUGGACCAACGACCGGAACGGCGUGCUGAAAUCGACCUGGAUCCCGGGACUCUUCAAUCCGAUGGCCUUCUUAACGGCGGUGAUGCAAGUCACGGCGCGCAACAAGCAGCUUCCACUGGACUACAUGACGAAUCGAGCCACCUUCCUGAAUUUGAUGGACCCCAGCGAUGUGGUGAGCUUGCCCACGAAUGGCGUACACAUUCAUGGGCUUUUCCUGGAGGGCGCGAGCUGGGAGGAGGGCAAAGGAGAUGACGAAGGCUACAUCUCUGACUCCAAGAUGAAGGAGCUUCAUCCUGAGAUGCCCGUGGCCAACAUUUACUCAGUACACAUCGAUGAAAUGAGCUGGGAGAACAUGUACCACUGCCCAGUCUUCAUCACCUCAGAACGCGGGCCGACCUUUGUUACGCAGGUGAAUGUGAGAAUGGAUCCAGAUGAUGAAGAGUUGAGGUGGAUUCUAGCGGGAGCUGCUUUAGUGAUGACCGACGACUGAGGGAGGGGAUGCUUCGCUGGUACCUGUGGAGAACAACGGAGCUAGCUGCAGCUGUCAC
This is a messenger RNA of Durusdinium trenchii, 3576 nucleotides long. The record is from the annotation of a GenBank genome assembly. NCBI's taxonomy places the organism in Eukaryota, Dinophyceae, Suessiales, Symbiodiniaceae.